Molecule: messenger RNA, 1608 nt
Organism: Pantherophis guttatus
Lineage: Eukaryota; Metazoa; Chordata; Lepidosauria; Squamata; Colubridae
Product: BPI fold-containing family B member 4-like
Molecular function (GO): lipid binding
Source: RefSeq, a predicted model, not a curated record
AUGUGGAAGAUUCUGGUCCUUGUCCUUUUCGGGACCCUGGUCAACUUUUCAGAAGGAAAUAAAGUGGGCCUCAUCUCCAUGCUGAGCUUUGCAGAAUAUGAAUCAGUUGUGGGCAGUCAACUGAAAAAGGACGGGCUUCUCCAGAACCAAUUGAAGAAGAUUGCCCUUGAAGAUAUUCAGCUUCCAGGACUACUUGGGUUGUUAAAGAUCAAUGGGCUUAAUAUUGCGGACGUGGUGCUCACAACACACAAGUUGAACUAUGUGCCAGGACUCAGAGGAGCUGAAAUGAUUACCGGGAUCCGCCUGAGCAUUGGUGGCUCUCUGGGAAUUCUGGGAGAUGGAGAAUGUACGUUUACUGUCUGUGUGUCACUUCCUAGGUUGGCUGGAAUCCCGACUCUGAUCAAAAUCUCCGUGGAGUUUCAAUCCAGUGUCAAAUUGGAACUUACAGAUUAUCAGGCAGGAUCUCUCAGAGUGAUCUUCCGGGAAUGUAAUCUUUUAUUUGGAGAUAUUACCAUCGAAAUUCUCAGUGUGAAUCUUACACCCACAGCACUUAACAUCAUCAAGAACUCAAUAAUCGGCAACAUCAACGUACAGAUUUGCAACAUCUUACAAAUUGUCAUCAAUGUGGUGAGAGAUAGGCUGUUGGACACGAUGAACGUGGUCAUCCCCUUUGAGCCCUUUGGGAGCCUGAGGUGUCAACUGGCCAGCUUGCCUAAUACAAUCGAUAGCAUCCUCUGGUUACAUCUCUUUGUUGACUUUGACAUCGGGGGCCAAGGUCUCCUCUCCAUCCCCGAUUCGGCCCCAGAUAUAAUCCUGCCCCCGCUGGAGAAAUAUCGUUAUUGCCAGUGUGUCCAUGCCGCCGUACUCAACAUCUUCCUUUCGGUGGUCCUCAGGAUACAACCUCAGGAGUUCAGCUGCACGCCCAGCGUGUUUUCUAGAGCUGAUGAACUGCGAGCCGCUAUCUUAGCUCUGAUACCAGAUCCACCUCCCUUCAUCUCCUCGGCCAUCCUGUACUUCCGGAUCAGCCUCUUGCAAAGUCCCGUGCUUCAGCUUGGAAACGGUUUUGCCAUCGUCAAGGUUUCGGCCCAAAUAGAGUUCUUCGUCAAGAACUCUGAUGGCUCAAGAACUUCCAUAGUCAUUCUGCAAACGAGCCUCAGCCUGAGCGCGACCUUCUCAGUGACCAAAGGCUAUCUAUAUACUUCCUUGUCCAUCUCAAGCCAUAACGUGGCGUUGAUUUCUUCAGCUUUGGGCAUUACGGAUGUCAGCAGCAUUGAACCUCUCUGUGGCCACCUGAUGGGCGAAACCUUUUUGGUUUCCAUCAACGCAUUGCUCAGUGCCGCAAUCCCUCUGCCUCCCGUCAUGACUGUUAUAUUGGACAAGGUUUUAAUCCAAUUUAUUGAGCACGGUCUUCUCCUGUGUAUCUGAACCAGAGGACCAAUCCUGCACAGAGGUCUUCUUCGGAGCAAGAGGGAGAAAGCUGGACCAACAGGGACAAACAAAGGAGGAUGUGUUUCCUUGUUUGAUGCUUCUGACUUGAGUCCAACUGUUUCUUUAUCCAUGCAAUUCUUCUAAUAAAGAAGUUGCUUUUUCAGGGCAACCUGAAUGCUC